Puccinia triticina is the source of this 993-nucleotide messenger RNA. RefSeq lists its product as uncharacterized. Bases 1 to 993 code for a protein of 330 amino acids. Gene Ontology annotation, molecular function: ubiquitin protein ligase activity. NCBI's taxonomy places the organism in Eukaryota, Fungi, Basidiomycota, Pucciniomycetes, Pucciniales, Pucciniaceae. Gene Ontology annotation, biological process: ubiquitin-dependent protein catabolic process. The record is from RefSeq and is a predicted model, not a curated record. The transcript is spliced from 3 exons.
AUGCGCAGAUUUGAUCUCGGGCUCGCCCGUGCCGGUGCCCUGCGGACAACUCUGUACAUGUCUGGGGUUCACGCUCCUGGACGUGUCAGACCGACCGAUGUUGAGGACUCAUGGGCUGAUUCGAGCCAAUUGUUCCCCAUAGUCACAAAAUCGAAGAUUCUCAACGUAACAAUCCGGCUAGCUAUGAAACUUUUCGUAUUCAGUCUAGUUUUUCAUGUCCACCUGCUCGUGGCCCUUCCACCAGGAAGGUACCCGGAAGGGUAUUUAGAAAGGGGCGGAAAUCUAAUAGAGGACAUCCACGACUCCUCCGAUCUCCAGCAAGCAAUUGGCAUCCCAAACGGAGAGGGGGCCGUCCGUCGCUUUCCAGGGGCAAGAUUAUAUGAACGGACACGUCACCGUCUCUCCCGCCCCGAUCCCCGAAGGCCCGUUGCUGAAGAGGCUGCAAACGAAGUUUACAUGGAAGAACUGCGUCGGGCUAGUGCAUGGUACGAAGGCAGAGCCGAGCAACAGGGUAUUCUUGAGCAUUGGAUUGACAAUGAGCACUUGCUUGAUCUAUACCGCCGAGCCCAAGCAUUAGAAGCAAGGAAAACUCUUGAUCUCGACAGGAUUUUCGAAUUUUUAGGAUAUCUUCCUAAGGAGGACUACCCUCAUGUUCAGCCCGAUGAACCUGGAGGGAAUACGUUCUCACUACGCAGGUUCAAUCAUGAUUCCCCCAAUGACAAAACCGCCAAUGACCACAGCGGUAGCUCAAACUCGGACCCCACAGUUCGAACAAUUACGCACGGUGUUUUACUCGAUCAAGCCCAGAAUGAAUGUCCAAUUUGCAUCGAAGAAUUUCAGUCGCCAGGAAAAUACAAAGGCGGAAAUUUGUCCUUAUCUCCAGUUGCAAGGUUGAAGAGGUGCGGACAUUACUUCCACCCCAAAUGUAUCCUGACAUGGGUGAAGGGGUUCCGCGAGCAUACCUGUCCAGUUUGUCGAAGCAGGCCAACUUAA